AUGAGUCUAUUCCAGGAUCGAAAACAGGCUGCCUUAGAGAAUGCGUUGCUGCUUGCCGAUUUGAAGAAAUUUCAACUAGCCCUCAAAAAUGGUGCCAGAGUGGACCUGCGCGUGGGUGGGACUAACUACACGAUCUUCGAGACGGCUUGUAAUACCAAGGGAAGACAUGAGUUUAUCAGGGCAUGCUUCAAUGAGAAUUUAAGCGACCCAGACCCAAGACACAAGAAAAAUUCCGUGACCCACGAAUAUCCUAUCCACCUGGCCGCGUUGUCCAUGGACAAGGACAACCUGACAGCCCUGUUGGAUGGCUGUCCGCAACUUGACACGUUAGUGGAGCAGAGGUACAAGGAUAGAACGGCGCUAUUUCUGCUGUUCGAGCGACUAAGCAUUUCGAACAAGUCUAGGACAACCAAGUGCAUAGAAGUGCUGUUGAAUAAUGGGGCGAACAUAAACACCCACGAUCGAAAUCAAGUUACAGCAAUCGAGUUGCUACUCAGGGGAAAGGAGCUGUGGCGAAAGCAAGUUCUGCAACACUUCCUGAACACUGGCAAAGUAUUACUGCACCCCGAGUUGAGACGAAAGAUUCAACGGGCAUUUCCAGACAUAAAGCUACCGGAGGGCGACGGCAGACGUUUACUAAAGUGGACGCAUAAGCUGGAAACCGACAGUGAUCAAGAAUGUAUCGAAGACUAUGAGCGCGAGGCAACUAAGGAUCAGUUUACGGCGGAGGAAACCAGAACGAUGCUGUCGUCGGCCAUCUCCCACGAUAAGGAGCAAAUGGCGCAAAAACUGUUAGAAAAAGAAACCAACACCAGUGAGAGCAAAGCACUGCUGGCGCACGGUCUCGUCGUUUGCUGCAAGUAUGGUAAGGAUUAUAUCCUCGAAUGUCUGCUCAAAAAGAUCACGUCCGAUAUGGUUGAGGUGAUCAACGAAAAUCUACUGCUUUCGAUGCUGACCAAGCAAAUCAACGGAAAUUCAGACAAGCGACAGUGCGGCUUCUUCAAGUGCAUGGAAAAGUUGCUGGAGGUCUCGCGGAUCGAUGUCAACAAAAUUGACGACAAGGCUUUUACCGCGCUGCAUUACGCGGUCAAGUUUCGGCUGGAGCACGUACAGGAGUUGCUACUCAAGAAUGGCGCCUACCUUGGUGGCAAAGAUCUGUUCGGUCGGGCGCUGAUCUGCGAGCUGAAUCCGUACUUGCUGUACCAGCACCUCAACCGAUGCGUGACCGAUAACGGAACCAACCCGGACGACCAAGACUAUAUGAUAAAUGUGAACUUUCGUAACUUCCAGUCGCCGACGCAUACCGACGAAAUGUUACCAAUUGUGCGAUUGGCUCAGUCGUCCGCCGGCAGGGAGCUCCUCGGUCACCCAGUGCUUGCCAGUAUCCUGCUGAUCAAGUGGCUCCGAAUCAGUGUGUUCUUCUACCUGAACCUCAUCAUAUGCUCCAUGUUCUUCUUCUCUUUCACGGCAUUCAUGGUGUUUUACUACGGCACUGAUAGCCACAAUCUUGACAUGUGGUACUUCCUAGCACCCACCUUUUUGGGGCUAGCGUACAUAACCGUCCGAGAGAUCACCCAGUUUGUGCUCAACACACGCUCCUACAUCAGAUCAGUGGAGAACCACAUCGAACUGAUGCUGAUCCUAUCCUCAGCGGCCGCACUGACACUCCACUUCACCUCUGGUGAUGCUCAAAUACGCAACAUUGCCGAAGUGUGCGCCAUCAUGCUGUCCGCGGUGGAGUUCACGGUGCUGCUGGCCACGAUUCCUCGGCUAUCCUUCUGCACCCACAUGGUGAUGCUGAAGACGGUGGCGAAAAACUUCAUUCAGUGCCUUGCCCUCUACUCGAUGAUUCUGGUGGGAUUUGCGAUCAGUUUCUAUACCCUUUUCCGAGGGCCCAAUGGAAAUGGUGGCGCAAUGAAUGGCAAUAACAACGCGACUGACACCGAAGAAUCUAACCCGUUCAACGAGUUCGGAAUGCUUUCGAUGGCUCUACUGAAGACUACGGUCAUGAUGACAGGGGAGUUCGAGGCUGCCGAGUUGAAACUUCAUCAGUCGUGGGGAUACUACGUACUAUUCGGGUUGUUCCUCUUUUUCGUCCCGAUUGUGCUGUACAACCUGAUGAACGGUUUAGCCGUCAACGAUGCUGCGAACAUCCAAAUGCAGUCGGAGCUUAUCGCCAUCAGGCAGAAGGUAUUUGUCAUCAACAGUUGCGAAAGUACGCUAAAGGCUUUCAAUCGCAUGCGAAAGGUAUGGAACCGUUGCUUCGAUGGCCAACCGGGAGAAAUGAUGAACAAUUUCGAAUACAUCUGCAUCAGUCCGAACAAAGGCAACAGAAUCCUGGUGCCAUGUACGGUGAUUCCGGAUAACACGCCGAACGUUGACGAGCCAGAAUUGAAGGCAGUGACCGUGGUUAAUGGUAUAACUGCUGAUGUGGCUGCUGCUCAAGAAGCUCCCACCAAUGGAACGGCUCCUGCUCCACAAGUGGCCUCUACUGCAGAUAAAGCUCCCGCUACUGAUGGAACCUCUACUGAUGGUGGGGCUCCUGCUGCUACUGAUGCUGCUGGAGAGGUUGUUCUUGUUCAACCAGCCCCUAUUCCCGAGCCGAUUGUUGCGGCAGAGGCGACCACCGAAGACACCGGGAUGCUACAUCAUCUUUCCGAUUCUGACCAGGGGCCAAACUUAUCCGAGCUGCCCGGCAGAAUGGACCACACGGUCGUAACGGCCGCACUUGGCAUACUGUGCUCGAAAGACGACGAUGCAACCAACCAAGAUCUGAAGAUGCAGCAAAGCAUCUAUCACUUAUCGCAGGAGAUCGCCACUAUGAACAACCUGCUUAUGGCCAAACAUCAGCACGAGUUUCCGCAGCUGGGUAGUUAUCCCAUCCAACAAGCCGGUAAAUACGGAGCGUAG
Messenger RNA from Anopheles coustani, 2910 nucleotides. RefSeq names its product transient receptor potential cation channel protein painless-like. The record is from RefSeq and is a predicted model, not a curated record. Gene Ontology annotation, biological process: transmembrane transport; monoatomic ion transport. The coding region runs from base 1 to 2910 and encodes 969 amino acids. Gene Ontology annotation, molecular function: monoatomic ion channel activity; protein binding. The transcript is spliced from 6 exons. Gene Ontology annotation, cellular component: membrane. Lineage: Eukaryota; Metazoa; Arthropoda; Insecta; Diptera; Culicidae.